AACAAUUUUCUAUAUGAAACACUAACCAUAGAAGAAAAAACUGCUAGGCUACCUAGCAAGCUAGCAGUUGCAAAUUAAACGUUUUUAUUGUUUCGAGAGGGAAAAUGCUUCUGCAGUCUAUUCGGCCGUGGCUGCUCCGCUAUAGUGGGCUCCCCAUGGGCUGCACAAGAACGUACUACGCCGACAGAGUCGCACGUCUCGGCUCUCAGCCCGACAAGCAGUCCUCUGACUAUCAGGAGAAUUAUGAGCGGAUGAAGGCGCUCGUGGAUGAACUGAAAAGCCGGACAGAGAAGAUUAAAUUGGGUGGGGGAGAAAAAGCCAGAAGACUUCAUACUUCUCGGGGGAAACUUUUACCUCGAGAGCGUAUUGACAGACUCCUGGAUCCAGGGACUCCUUUUUUAGAGUUCUCCCAGUUUGCAGCUUAUGAGUUGUACGGAAAAGAAGAGGUCCCAGCAGGCGGGAUCAUUACUGGGAUCGGACGGGUUUCAGGGGUGGAAUGUGUUGUAGUUGCAAAUGACGCCACAGUCAAAGGAGGAACAUACUACCCCGUGACGGUAAAGAAGCACCUUCGAGCCCAAGAAAUAGCCCAGCAGAACCACCUACCUUGCAUUUAUUUGGUGGACUCUGGAGGAGCUAAUCUACCCAGACAGGCUGAUGUCUUCCCAGACAGAGAUCACUUCGGUCGCAUUUUCUACAACCAGGCCAGGCUGUCUUCAGAGGCAAUCGCACAGAUUGCUGUGGUGAUGGGCUCGUGCACCGCUGGAGGAGCGUACGUUCCCGCCAUGGCCGAUGAGAGCAUCAUUGUGCGGAAGCAAGGAACCAUCUUCCUCGGAGGACCUCCUCUGGUCAAAGCUGCAACUGGAGAAGAAGUUUCAGCAGAAGAUCUUGGUGGUGCUGAUCUCCACUGCAAGAAAUCUGGAGUGACGGACCAUUAUGCCUUAGACGAUAACCACGCUCUUCAUUUAGCAAGAAAGGCCGUACGAAGCCUCAACUACAAGAAGGAUGUGCAGGUGACAGUGGAGCCCACAGAAGCCCCUCUUUACCCUGCCGAUGAGCUCUACGGCAUUGUGGGGGAUAACUUGAAGCGUAACUUUGACGUCAGAGAGGUGAUCGCCAGAAUUGUCGACGGCAGUAAAUUCGAUGAGUUCAAGGCUUUUUAUGGAGACACGCUUAUCACAGGAUUUUCAAGAAUAUUUGGCUACCCUGUGGGGAUCAUCGGUAACAACGGAGUUUUGUUUUCAGAGUCUGCGAAAAAGGGGACGCAUUUCAUUGAAUUAUGCUGCCAACGUAACAUUCCACUUGUUUUCCUUCAGAACAUCACAGGUUUUAUGGUUGGGAGGGAGUAUGAAGCUGGAGGGAUCGCCAAAGAUGGAGCCAAGAUGGUUACCGCCGUUGCCUGUGCAAAUGUGCCCAAAAUCACAGUCAUCAUUGGAGGCUCAUAUGGAGCCGGCAACUAUGGCAUGUGUGGAAGAGCAUACAGUCCUCGCUUCCUGUACAUGUGGCCAAACUCCAGGAUCUCAGUGAUGGGGGGCGAGCAGGCAGCAACAGUCCUGGCCACCAUCACUAAAGAUCAGAGGGCACGCGAGGGAAAAGAGUUCACAGCGGAACAAGAGGCUGCCAUGAAGGAGCCGAUCGUGCGGCGGUUCGAAGAAGAGGGAAGUCCAUACUUCUCCAGUGCCAGGCUGUGGGACGACGGCAUCAUCGAUCCAGCCGACACCCGCCUGGUUUUAGGCCUGAGCCUCAGCGCCGCGCUCAACGCUCCCACCAAGAAGACUCACUUUGGAGUUUUCAGGAUGUAGCUUUUUGUUCAGGUGUACAACUCUACUGUGUUUCUAUCCAUCUUUGUAGUUUGAUUUGAGGUUCAGUUGAGCAAACCUUGGAGGAAUAAGAAGAUCAAUCUCUAAACCAUGAAAACCGGAGGAUUUGGUCGUUGGACAUUUCCACUAUUAAAGCUGUGCCUUAUCUGUCUGUCUCCUAAAUCGGUUUACUUUUGCAUAUUUAUUACAAGCUGUAAACUGAACUUUUUGUUUUAAGUCUGUGAGUCUAAUAGUGUUUUUUUUUCAUUAGAGGGCAGUGUUUAGUCAAAAAUAAAAGCCUGUGCUCCGUGUGCUCAGAUGCUGGUAGCAGUUCUGUCAUUCUGAUCCGAUCCGCUGUUUCCUCUUCAUAUCUACAGCUAUACAAACCUUUUUUUUUUUCUUUUUUUAAAACACUUGAAUUAGACCUGUAAUUUCAUGGUGUGUGACAGAGCUCUGCCACUGAGUCAUCAGCUGCCCUCUCAUCCUCCUUCAGGUUUACCACAUUUCCUAAAAAUAAAAAAAAACCUCUUCUCACA
This is a messenger RNA of Oryzias latipes (Japanese medaka), 2332 nucleotides long. RefSeq names its product methylcrotonyl-CoA carboxylase subunit 2 (gene mccc2). Gene Ontology annotation, cellular component: mitochondrion; methylcrotonoyl-CoA carboxylase complex. The record is from RefSeq and is a predicted model, not a curated record. Gene Ontology annotation, biological process: L-leucine catabolic process. Gene Ontology annotation, molecular function: methylcrotonoyl-CoA carboxylase activity. Lineage: Eukaryota; Metazoa; Chordata; Actinopteri; Beloniformes; Adrianichthyidae.